Molecule: messenger RNA, 1764 nt
Organism: Seriola dumerili (greater amberjack)
Lineage: Eukaryota; Metazoa; Chordata; Actinopteri; Carangiformes; Carangidae
Gene: hpse2
Product: heparanase 2 (inactive)
Exons: 12
Coding region: 1-1764 (587 amino acids)
Cellular component (GO): membrane; extracellular matrix
Molecular function (GO): hydrolase activity, acting on glycosyl bonds
Source: RefSeq, a predicted model, not a curated record
AUGCCCAAGUCCACACCGUGCGUGUUCCCAUGGUCCUCGGUGUGGCUGGCAUCUUUGGCUACUUUGGUGGUGCAGUCGGUGCUCUCUUCCUCCUACUCUUCUUCCUCCUCCUCUACAUAUCAGGGAUCUGCAGCCGGUGGGAAGCGACCGGGCUUCAUGGAGAGGACGCUGGUUCUCCUGGAUGUCAACACCCGCAGUCCGAUCAGAGUCCUCAACGACAACUUCCUUUCUCUGCAGCUGGACCCCUCGAUCAUCAAAGACGGUUGGCUGGACUUUCUGAGCUCCAAGCGGCUCGUGACCAUGGCGCGCGGCCUGUCGCCUGCCUUUCUGCGUUUUGGCGGAAAGCGGACCGACUUCCUGCAGUUUAACAACCAGAAAAACCUCGCUAAGUUCAGAGGGCCGGGGCCAGACUACUACCUGAAGAACUACGAGGACGAUAUAGUGCGCAGUGACAUUGCAUUGGACAAACAGAAGGGUUGCAAACUGGCCAACCAUCCUGACAUAAUGCUGGAGCUGCAGAGGGAGAAGGCUGCCACCACACAGCUCGUCCUGCUGAAAGAGCAACUGUCCAACAUCUACAGCAACAUUACAAUAACAGCCAGGUCUUUAGACAAACUGUACAACUUUGCCGACUGUGCUGGUCUGCAUCUGAUCCUGGGGCUUAACGCACUGCACAGAAACCCGGACAACUCCUGGAACACCUCCUCCACACUGAGCCUCCUGAAGUACAGCGCUGGCAAGAAGUACAACAUCUCCUGGGAGCUGGGCAACGAGCCGAAUGCCUACCGCAGCAUGGUGGGUCGUGCAGUCAACAGUACCCAGUUGGCUCAGGACUACGCCAAGCUGCGGACCCUGCUGCAGUCCGUACGCUACUAUCACCGCGCUCACCUCUACGGCCCCAAUGCAGGACGACCCCGGAAGAACGCCAUCCUGCUGCUGGAUGGGUUCAUGAAGAAUGCUGGCUCAGUUGUAGAUGCGGUUACGUGGCAACACUAUUACAUGGACGGCAGAGUGAACAAAGUGGAGGACUUCCUAAAAACCCGUCUGUUGGACACAUUGACGGAGCAGAUCACUAAAGUCACCAAGGUUGUGAACACACAUACUCCUGGUAAGAAGGUGUGGCUUGGCGGACUGGGGCCGGCAUGGGCAGGAGGCAUUAGUAAUCUCUCUGACACAUACGCUGCUGGCUUUCUGUGGGUGAACACGCUGGGUAUGGCUGCUAUGCAGGGGAUAGAUGUUGUGUUGCGUCACUCAUUCUUUGACUACGGAUACACACACCUUGUGGACCAGCACUUCAACCCGUUACCUGAUUACUGGUUUUCUCUGGUCUUCAAGCGUCUGGUUGGUCCGAGGGUUUUAGCGGUGCGGGUGGCUGGACUACAGAGGAGGCCACAACCAGGACGAGUCAUACGAGACAAGCUACGCAUCUACGCCCACUGUACCAGCUACUACAAUCACAACUAUGUGAGAGGGUCCAUAACGAUCUACAUCAUCAACCUGCAUCGGUCGCGAAAGAAAAUCAAGUUGGCGGGGACGUUACGGAACAAAACUGUCCAUCAGUACCUGCUGCAACCGUACGGCACUGACGGACUCAGAGCCAAACAUGUCCAGCUGAACGGGGAGAGGCUGCUCAUGUCGGACAAUGAGACAUUCCCAGAAUUGAAGCCUAAGACAUUGAGGGCUGGACGGACAAUAGCCAUGCCUCCCAUGACCAUAGGCUUUUAUGUAAUCAAGAACAUUAACGCAUACGCCUGUCGAAGAUAA